AUGAGUUUUUUUACAUCCCUGCAAAAUUAUGUGACAAAUGGCGUGGCGGGUUUGGGAUUAAGUCCGCGAAGGAUUUCCCUCCCGAGACAAGGUUCGCAGGAAGCGUCGCAGCAACAGUUGAUAAAUGCAGCACCGGGAGUGCCAAAUGUGCAGAUCGGAGGCGAAACAGUGUCUGGACAAAAGCCGAUCAGUAGUACGCCGGUUCAUGGUUUUCCCAAAGUUUUGCCAUCACCGAAUGCAACAAUCCCCCUGCAAACAUCGCCAUCGACACUUCCAACGCCUCAAGGCUCCAUUCGACGUCCAUCAACGCGAAACUUGGAUGGUCUUGCACCGCCUCGUCAAGGCUCCUUUCGACAACGGAAUUCGCCUGUGAACCCAAAUCCACCCGAACGAGGCCCGUUUUUCUACAAACGACGACAAUCAUGGCCCGAAGUCGACAUGAAAUCGACACCAAGCGUGCAAGAAAGCGAUGGCAGCUAUUUCGAGUCAUUCACGGCACUUUCGUGGAAACGGGAGAAUCGACGAAUGUCGGCAAUUCGCGCGGCAGAAGCUCGUGCGGAAAUUGUCCCUGAAAACGAAAAGGAACCGCCUGGGCAGGGAGUGCACGUGAACGAGGACGAUGCCUUCGACAAUCCCGAACAACGGGAUCAACUUUACAUGGAUGUCUUGCACACGAUCACGAACACUGUGGGGGCGCCUGCUCCCGGAGGACAGUUUGCACAUUACAAAGAGGAGAUGUUUCUGCAGGCGCAACGAGCAUUUAGCGUGUCAGCUGAUCGGCAUUAUCGGCUGUUGCACAUGGCAGCGGAGGAAAAACCAAAGAUUAUUGUGUUGUCUGUCGUGGUGCAGGAAGCCGAUGGAUUAGAAGCGAAGGAUGCCAAUGGAUUUAGCGAUCCGUAUUGCAUGUUGGGAAUACAACCAGCGGGAGGUCCAUCGUCUCCGUUGCCGCCUCCGAUGACGCCGCGAACGCUUUCCGAUGCUGGAAUGGAUACGCUGUGUCUCGAUUCGCCUGAACAUCAGGGAAAAUUGCGGAAACAUCACAGCUUUCGACUGAGUUUCAAGCGAAAAGAUGGCGGAAGACGCGAACAUCGCGAUAGUGUCGGACCUGUGCCGGCGAAAUUUAUCAAGGCGACAAGUGUGAGACCGCACACGCUGACACCGAAGUGGAAUGAGAAGUUUAAGUUUGACAUUGACGACAUUAACACGGAUAUUCUGCAUUUGGAUAUUUGGGACCACGAUGAUGAAAGUUCCGUAAUGGAUGCCGUGUCGCGCUUGAAUGAAGUUCGUGGCGUACGUGGUUUAGGUAGAUUUUUUAAACAGGUUUGUCAGAGCGCGAGACAAGGAUCGCAAGAUGACUUCUUAGGUUGUGUUAACAUUCCUCUUUGUGAUAUUCCCUCGACCGGCUUAGAAGGUUGGUUCAAACUCGAAGCCCGUAGCUCCCGCAGCACCGUUCAAGGUCGCAUCCGCUUAAAACUCUGGCUCUCAACACGCGAAGAUCACGGCUUCUCCGAAGAGGAAAAUUGCGCGGGAGUCCGCAAAUUCGAGCAUCUCAACAUGGUUUUCAUGUCGCACGAGCUGAUGACGCACGAACCAACAUGGACAUGGAACGGCGACAUUCCGGGUCCUGCACUCACGAUUCUCCAUCAAAUGGCAGUUCAAAGCGACUUGACGGAUCUCCAAUGUGCUCUGGCGAAAUUCGUCGCCGCUGCUCGAAUUAAUAAACGCACGCCACUCGAUCCGAAGUUCAUUCAUCGACUUCUCAUCGACGUGGAUCGACAAUGGGCGCACAACACGGAACCCCUAAGUCGCGAUCUCGAACAAUGGCUGGCGGAUCAAAUGAACGGAUAUGUCGACAAAAGUUUGAAUCAAAUUCGGCGACAUCGAGAGAUUUUUCCGGCUUUGCAUCCGCCAUCGUUGGUGCGAUUGGAAUUUUUGCUGCGAAGUUUGGGGCUUUUGGGAUCAAUGAGAGCUUUUAGACAAGUUUGUCCGUUCAGUAAGGGAGUGAGAGGCGAAAUUGUUGGAUAUUUGAGGAAAGGAUCGAUACAAUGGGCACAAUUACAGCUAAGAGAGGCACAACGAUCGCCGAAUCCCGUGGUGCAGUAUACGACAACGCUUGUGGCGGAUUUGCAGCUUGGAUUGACGUAUUAUCACUCACUUUUUGACAACACCAACGGCAUCCAAUAUUUCAGCAUAAUUUACAAACAAUUCGACAGCAUGCUCGCCGAAGAGGUCUACAGUCGCAUCGAAACAGGUCAAAUCCCUGGGUUGUACAUCAACAAUCACUGGACCGUACUCGAAGGAGAUCGUGAAGUCCCCGAUACGCGUCCUUUUGAAAUCUUCCUCGCGCUACAGGAAUUCUCCAACUACAAACAGCAUCUCUCCGUGCAACCUCAACCGCCAGAAAAACCACUCGGGCUGCAAAACUACCACGAAUGGUUCGAAAGUAUCUUGCAUCGAUGGCUCACGGUAUCCAAACAAAAGGCCUAUCAACGCGUGAAAUCAGCAAUUGCCAAUGACAAAAUUGUCGAAGGCGAAAAAAUUCCCCGCCACUCAACAUCGUCCAUCGACUCUGCCUCGUGUUUCUACCAGUUGCGCGAAUUUUGGCGUUUACUCGCGUGGCCCGAUCCGCAAGUCGUCGCAAACAUCGAGGCGCAAAUAAUUGACGUUGUGUGUCAAGCGGCGAUCCAAUAUGCGGAUUUGCUGCAUCAAAACCUCAUGGAUAGCGGAUAUUUCGAUCAGCAGGGCCCGUUCAGGACUUCCGACGACAUGUGUGUCAGUGUGAAUAAUUUGGAGUACGUGAGACGAGCUCUGGUCGAAUUUCGUCCCGAUAACACGAAUUUGCCGACGGGAGCGGAAAAUUUACUCGAAUCGACGUUAUUGCAGCUCGAACAACGCGCCGAACGCGUUUUAAGCAAAGUAAAUUUGUCGAUGCAGGCGCCCUUGCACAAAGCAGUUUUUCAUCUUGCUUGGUCUCCGGAUUCGUUGCCAGCGAAUCAAGCGAUAAUUCCGUUGUUGGAGUACUUGGAUGUCCAUUUGAGUGCGUUGAAUACAGCGUUGUUGCCGAAAAACUUCACCCGAGCGUUGCAAUUGAUCUGGAUCGCAGUUUUGAAUGAACUUGCCUUCCAAAUGGACACGGGAAAUGACAGCGAACGACCAACGAACUUCCAUGAAAGACUUUACGAGGCGCUUCAUUUGCUCGUGGACUUUUUCAAUGCUGAAGGGCACGGGCUGCCGAACGAAGUUUUGCGAUGCGAAAGUUAUUGGCGCGUCGAACAACGAUUGCAGUACCAUAAAACGGACACGGAACGGCUAAUUGACCUUUUUUACAUUCAACGAUUGCAGGAACAAUGUUCGUUGGGAGCGCCAAGCGGAUACGGGUUGUUGGCAGUUCGAGCGUAUUUUAAUCAUGACUCGCUUUGUGUGGAGAUUUUGCAUGCGAGAGACGUCAUUCCGCUGGAUCCGAAUGGAUUUAGUGAUCCGUUUGUGAUAAUUGAGUUGCUGCCAAAGAGGUUGUUUUCGCAUUGUAGUGACCAGCAAACGAAUGUUCAGAAGAAAACAUUACAUCCAAUUUUCGACGAAUGCUUUGAAUUUUCCGUCACCCUCGAGCAAUGUCAACACGAAGCAGCGAUGAUCGCCUUCACCGUAAUGGACCAUGACGUUCUCACAGCCAACGAUUUUGCUGGCGAAGCCUUUUUAGGUCUCAAUAACAUCCCAGGAGUUGCGGAUUACUCAACGAGCGUCGAAAAUUUCCACGGUUUGAAACAAAUUGACUUGCCAUUAAUGCAUCAAAAGGACAAAUUUCAUCCAAUUCUGCAAAUUCUCGAAUCCCGUAUCAACGACAAACAAGCGAUGGAUUUCGUACGCAAGCAAAAGGCACGAAUGACAUCCUAAAAUGUGUCAAACCACAUGGAACAAUGAAAAAUUAUCUUUUAAUCGUUCUCCCGUACCUCUCCCUCAAUGCAAAACACGAAGAUAGUCAUCAUAUGGAGCGAAAUUAAACUGGAAUUGAAUAGAAUAGGAAAAUAAUGACUUAAUUAUUACUUUGUUCAAAAUCAGAUUCAAAAAGUUCACUUCUGGCAUGACAAUGUUAGUUACCAGACGAUUUUUUUUUUGUGCAAUGCUUUUGUUCGAAAUGAAUGUAAUUGGAGUUGGUUUGUGUGAGAAAACCACAAAUUUCCAUCUAUUUGUGCAAAGAAGACUUACGUGAUGUACGACGAGACAAAACCACAAUGGAUAAGGUUCUAUUGGGCAAAAUUUUGUCUUUUGAAUGAUUAAAGGAUGGUUUUGCGAGAAAAUUAGACAACUUUUCGUCCUUUUUCACCUCAAUUUAAUUUUUUAGAAGAAAUAUUCACGUUUCUAACGAAAAAAA
Molecule: messenger RNA, 4369 nt
Organism: Culicoides brevitarsis
Lineage: Eukaryota; Metazoa; Arthropoda; Insecta; Diptera; Ceratopogonidae
Gene: unc-13-4A
Product: BAI1-associated protein 3
Exons: 10
Coding region: 1-3891 (1296 amino acids)
Cellular component (GO): secretory vesicle
Source: RefSeq, a predicted model, not a curated record